Messenger RNA from Salvia miltiorrhiza (redroot sage), 1772 nucleotides. Its product is annotated as beta-D-glucosyl crocetin beta-1,6-glucosyltransferase-like. The transcript has a single exon. Lineage: Eukaryota; Viridiplantae; Streptophyta; Magnoliopsida; Lamiales; Lamiaceae. Bases 139 to 1500 code for a protein of 453 amino acids. The record is from RefSeq and is a predicted model, not a curated record. Gene Ontology annotation, molecular function: UDP-glycosyltransferase activity.
GCAUUACAACCAUGCCUUAAAAACUCCAAACCCUAAACAUGGAAACAUUGUCUGAAUCUACUUAUAAAAUGUGAUAGAUCCAUCCAUCCCCUCCCUACCUCAACACCAACAACCAUCUCAGUUCUUCCAAGAAUUUCGAUGGAUUCCUCAGACAGUGAAACCCGACACAUCCUGAUGUUCCCGUGGCUGGCGCACGGUCACAUCUCCCCAUAUCUGGAGCUAGCGAAGCGCCUCAGCAAGCGCAACUUCGUGGUCCACCUCUGCUCCACAUCCGCCAACUUCAAAUCCAUCGCCAACACUAUGAGUGAGAAGCACGCCGCUUCCAUCCACCUCGUCGAGCUCCGCCUCCCCACCUUAUUCCUCAACCGCUCCCUCCACACCACCAACGGCCUCCCGCCGGAGCUCAUGCCCAGGCUCAAGAAGACGCUCGACCAGGCCGCCCCCGAGCUCUGCCGUGUACUCGCCGCCCUCAGCCCCGACCUCCUCGUCUACGACUUCCUCCAGCCAUGGGCGCCCCUCGCAGCCGCCGCGCACGGCGUCCCCGCGGUGGAGUUCAUCACCAGCAGCGCCACCAUGAUGGCCUACUUGUUCCACUUCUUCGCCAAGCCCCACGCAGCCUUCCCCUUCGACGAGAUUUACUACCGCAAAUACGAGGAGCCCCACCGCGACAAGCUGCUCCAAGGGAAUGCUAUGGUGAGGAGGAACGCCUUCGACGGUGUCGACCGCUCGUCCGACAUCGUUUUGAUCAAGGGUUUUAGGGAAAUUGAGUCCAAGUAUAGUGACUAUUUGUUUGAUUUGUUGGGGAAGAAAGUUGUGGCUGUUGGUGCUCUAGUUCAAGAACCUAGUAGUGUUAGCCAUGAAUUAGAAGAGGACUCGACUUUGAUUGAAUGGCUAGACAAAAAGGGGAAAAGGUCUACUAUUUUUGUCUCGUUUGGGAGUGAGUACUUUCUUACAAGGGAGGACAUGUUGGAGCUUGCCCAUGGUUUGGAGCUUUCCAACUUCAACUUCAUAUGGGUGGUUAGGUUUCCAAAAGGGAAGGAUGUGGUUCUAGAAGAUUCAUUGCCGCUAGGGUUUCUUGCGAGGGUUGGGGGCAGGGGUUUGGUGGUGGAGGGGUGGGCCCCACAGGCUAAGAUCUUGGGGCAUGAGAGCAUUGGUGGUUUUGUGAGCCAUUGUGGUUGUAGUUCAAUGAUGGAGAGCAUGAAAUUUGGUGUGCCUAUUAUAGCCAUGCCUAUGCACCUUGACCAACCACUCAAUGCUAGGUUGGUUGAGCAAAUUGGUGUGGGUGUGGAGGUGGUGAGGAACGACCUUGGGAUGCUGGAGAGGAAGACGGUCGCGGCGGUGAUACGCCGUGUUGUGGCGGAGGAGGGCGGGGAGGGGGUGAGGAGGAGUGCUAGGUGCAUGAGCGAGAAGCUCGAAGCUAAAGGGGAUCAAGAGAUCGAGGAGGUUGUGCAGGAGUUUGUGAAGCUUUGCAAGAAGAAGAGUACCAAUGGCUUUCAUUGAACUAUUUAUUUGUUUUGGAUAUAGGGUUUGAUGAUUUCUUGUUGGUCUCCCUUUAUAUAUUGUUGGGUAAGAUUAUUUGUGAGCAGAUGCCGCUGCGCAUAUUUCGUUUUGUGUUUUAGAAUAGUUUUGUUAUUCAUGCCGCUGCAUGCGUUUUGAAUUGCAGUUGGUAUUGUUUUUAGCCAUCCAUAAUUAAUGAAUUGCAGAUGGUGAAUGAAACUUGUGUUUAGUAUAAGACUUGUCUUUUAUUUUGUGACAAUGAUAAUGCCUUAUUA